ACUUCGUCAACUGUUUUCUUUCACACACAAAUACUUGUGUGUAUAUAUAUAGUUGGCAAACUUUAAGACUUACAAACGAACAGAAGUGUAUUAUUGUGUGUGAAUUAAAAAAAAGAUAUUUAAAAGAAGAGAAAAUGGAGAGCGAGUUGAAGGAACAGAUAUCAACACCGGUGGGUGGCGUUGAGGACGUGUACGGUGAGGAUUGUGCCACCGAGGAUCAGUGCAUCACUCCCUGGACUUUUGCCGUUUCUAGUGGCUACAACUUGUUGAGAGAUCCACGUUACAACAAAGGGCUUGCCUUCACCGAGAGAGAAAGAGAUGCUCAUUACUUGCGAGGCCUUCUUCCUCCUGUGGUUUCCACACAGGAACUUCAGGAGAAAAAACUUAUGCAAUCUAUUCGCCAAUAUGACGUCCCUCUGCACAAAUAUGUUGCCUUGAUGGAAUUAGAGGAAAGAAAUGAAAGGUUGUUCUACAAGCUUCUUAUUGAUAAUGUAGAAGAGUUACUUCCAAUUGUCUACACUCCAACUGUUGGUGAGGCGUGUCAAAAAUAUGGAAGCCUUUUUAAGCGUCCACAGGGUUUAUACAUCAGCUUGAAUGAAAAGGGAAGGAUCCUUGAGGUAUUGAAGAACUGGCCUGAAAAAUCAGUCCAGGUCAUCGUCGUGACUGAUGGAGAAAGAAUUUUGGGACUUGGGGAUCUUGGCUGCCAGGGAAUGGGGAUACCCGUUGGGAAAUUGGCUUUGUAUGCUGCACUUGGAGGAGUCAGACCUUCAGCGUGCUUGCCUAUAACCAUUGACGUAGGGACAAACAAUGAGAAGUUACUGAACGACGAGUUCUACAUUGGUCUCAGACAAAAGAGAGCAACUGGGCAGGAAUAUUAUGAAUUGCUUCAUGAAUUCAUGACAGCUGUGAAGCAAAAUUAUGGUGAAAAAAUUCUCGUACAGUUUGAAGAUUUUGCAAACCACAAUGCUUUUGAGCUGUUGGCUAAAUAUCGUACCACGCAUUUGGUCUUCAACGAUGAUAUACAGGGGACAGCUUCUGUGGUGCUUGCAGGGCUUAUUGCAUCCCUUAAGCUACUUGGAGGUGCAUUAUGUGAUCAUACAUUCUUGUUCCUCGGUGCCGGAGAGGCUGGGACUGGUAUUGCAGAACUGAUAGCACUUGAAAUUUCAAACAAGACAAACACUCCCGUGGAGGAGACACGAAAAAAGAUCUGGCUUGUGGACUCAAAGGGUCUUAUUGUUAGUGGUCGCAAGGAAACACUUCAAUCCUUCAAGAAGCCUUGGGCACAUGAACACGAACCUGUCAACAAUCUACUAGAUGCUGUUAAGGCCGUUAAGCCAACCGUCUUAAUUGGGACAUCUGGAACUGGAAGAACAUUUACGAAGGAAGUAGUUGAGGCCAUGGCAUCCAUGAAUAAGAGACCUCUGAUUAUGGCUCUCUCAAACCCAACCUCACAAGCUGAAUGUACUGCUGAAGAAGCUUAUACUUGGAGUGAGGGUCGCGCUGUUUUUGCCAGUGGAAGUCCAUUCCCUUCUUUUGAGUACAACGAAAAAACCUACUUUCCUGGCCAGGCAAACAACUGUUACAUAUUCCCUGGAUUUGGUUUUGGUUUGGUCAUGUCUGGUACAAUCCGCGUGCACGAUGACAUGCUUUUAGCAGCUUCGGAAGCUCUGGCUGCUCAAGUAACCGACGAACAUUAUGCCAAGGGAAUGAUAUACCCUCCUUUUGCUGAUAUCAGAAAGAUCUCAGCUCACAUAGCUGCUAGUGUUGCAGCAAAAGCAUAUGAACUUGGUGUGGCAACACGUCUCCCUCGACCUGCAGAUUUGGUGAAGUAUGCUGAGAGUUGCAUGUACACUCCUAAUUACCGAAGCUACAGAUAAAUUGAUUAUUUCGCAGGUGGUAAUAUUGUAUGCACCAGGGAUUUAUAGUCCGUUUCGACCUGCCUUUAUUGUAAGCUUUUGUUGUGUAGUAAAACUUUCCUUUUUGCCGUGACUCGAGCAGUAAUCGGGUUUAUUGUGUAGUAAUCUUGUAGUUGAGUGUCUUGGCAUGCUGCCAAAGUAGUUUGUUUUCAUAGCCAUAAGAGCUAUUAGAGGGGCCUCGAAGGUGAAUAAAUCGAGUUGUCAAUGUUAUACGGAAUUUGAUGUCAGAUCUUUGUAUCUGAAUCUACUAUAUUGUUGUAUCUUUCACUUUGAAGAAAUGAAAAACACAAAAAGAUGUACUUUACAUUCUGAAAAAUGAAAAUAUCAAAAAAGAUGUACCUUUUAUGUUUU
This is a messenger RNA of Lycium ferocissimum, 2267 nucleotides long. RefSeq names its product NADP-dependent malic enzyme-like. Gene Ontology annotation, cellular component: chloroplast. Lineage: Eukaryota; Viridiplantae; Streptophyta; Magnoliopsida; Solanales; Solanaceae. The transcript is spliced from 18 exons. The coding region runs from base 135 to 1877 and encodes 580 amino acids. The record is from RefSeq and is a predicted model, not a curated record. Gene Ontology annotation, molecular function: malate dehydrogenase (decarboxylating) (NADP+) activity; malate dehydrogenase (decarboxylating) (NAD+) activity; NAD binding. Gene Ontology annotation, biological process: malate metabolic process; pyruvate metabolic process.